This is a messenger RNA of Ochotona curzoniae (black-lipped pika), 4628 nucleotides long. It is a transcript of the gene RYBP, whose product is annotated as RING1 and YY1 binding protein. Gene Ontology annotation, molecular function: DNA binding; transcription coregulator activity. The transcript is spliced from 5 exons. Lineage: Eukaryota; Metazoa; Chordata; Mammalia; Lagomorpha; Ochotonidae. Gene Ontology annotation, biological process: positive regulation of DNA-templated transcription. Gene Ontology annotation, cellular component: nucleus. Bases 207 to 887 code for a protein of 226 amino acids. The record is from RefSeq and is a predicted model, not a curated record.
AGUCUCGUCCGGAGACUGGCGGCGGCGCGGCGGCGGCGGCGGCAACAGCGGCGGCGGCCGGAGGAGCUUGAGCCCCAGCGGCUUGAGGCGGGCGGGCGGGCGCGGGGGAGCCGCGGGGGCCGUUCCGCGACGACUCCCCGGACGGCGUUUCUCCUCCGAGCGACGCGGCUUCUCGUCUGUGGGGGGGGCGGGGGUCCGGUCCAUCCAUGACCAUGGGCGACAAGAAGAGCCCGACCAGGCCCAAAAGGCAAGCGAAACCUGCCGCGGACGAAGGCUUUUGGGAUUGUAGCGUCUGCACCUUCCGAAACAGCGCGGAAGCCUUCAAAUGCAGCAUCUGCGAUGUGAGGAAAGGCACCUCCACCAGGAAACCUCGCAUCAAUUCUCAGCUGGUGGCACAGCAAGUGGCUCAACAGUAUGCCACCCCACCACCCCCUAAGAAGGAGAAGAAGGAGAAGGUAGAAAAGCCGGACAAAGAGAAAGCUGAGAAGGACAAGGAGAUUAGUGUCACCAAGAAGAACACCAACAAGAAAACCAAACCAAAGUCCGACAUUCUGAAAGACCCUCCUAGUGAAGCCAACAGCAUACAGUCUGCAAAUGCCACGACAAAGACGAGUGAAACGAAUCACACCUCAAGGCCCCGGCUGAAAAAUGUGGACAGGAGCACGGCACAGCAGUUGGCAGUGACUGUGGGCAAUGUCACCGUCAUUAUCACAGACUUUAAGGAAAAGACUCGCUCCUCCUCCACGUCCUCCUCCACAGUGACCUCCAGUGCAGGGUCCGAGCAGCAGAACCAGAGCAGCUCGGGCUCCGAGAGCACAGACAAGGGCUCCUCCCGCUCCUCCACGCCAAAGGGCGACAUGUCGGCAGUGAACGAUGAAUCUUUCUGAAGUUGCACAUGGAGUUGUGAAAACUAUGAAUCAGGGUAUGAAAUUCCAGUGCUCCACCUGCCCAUGCUGCGUGCACCUGGAGCAUCUUCUGUGGACACCGACCUCUUAGUGAUGCUGCCAUGGGCAUCUGGCCACCGCGGGAUUUCACACCCUGGCGAUUACUCUUGACACUUUUAUGUAUUCCAUUGUUUUAUAUGAUUUUCCUAACAAUCAUUUAUAAUUGGAUGUGCUCCUGAAUCUACUUUUUAUAAAAAAGAAAAAAAUCUGCUGUGCACAAUUUUCCAUGUACAUUACAACCGGUUUUUGUUUUGUUGCGGGGGGGAGGGCUGGGAGGGGGAGGGAACUUUUAUUUAUUGUGUUCACAAACUCCAUCCUUUCAGCAUAUCCUUUUAAGUUUAGUUCUUCAAGUUAUACUAUGUACUAUCAGUUUUGAUAUAACUAUAUAUAUAUAAAUAUAAAAUUAUAUCUAAAGGGUUAUUUGAAACCGAUCCACGGCAGCGCUGGUGCUUGAUACACUGUGAAGUGAACACAGCAUUGAACAGCCACACAUCUGGGACAGGCUCUUCUAUGAAAGUGCUGAGAUCCAGUGAAAGUCAGUUGGACAUGAAGUACGUUCCAACCCACGUGGGAACUGGACUCGCAUCUGUCUAAAAGAGUGUACUGGACGAUAUAAAAAUAUAUAUUUUUUCAAACAAUGUGAUCUCAAAUUUCAAGACUGCUCCAGAUAGCCUGCAUUUGCGAUGGAAUAACUGACAAAUCACAAGUGGUUUAGUUGGGAGGGCUUUGGUCACUCAGAAGUAACUAAACCAGCUCCAGAAUGCCAAGUAUUCGUGUACAUUACGGUUACAUGUUAACAUUGUUGUUCUUACAUUAGCACUCAUAAAAAAUAUAUGGUAUUUUGUCCCUCGAAUUCCAUCCGUGUUCCAGAUCUCUACUCCUGUCUGAAGGUAAAUCUAGAACUUGUCUCUUAGUUUUAGAAUUGAACCAGUUGAAACUGUGUUUUUGGCCCAUAGGAAGCAGCCCCUUGUCCCACUUCUCCACGCGGCCUUGCAGUGGCAGUUCCCUGACUGCGGCGUGUUCGCCUCCUGCCCCCUCACUCAGCAGACCCUCCCUCCCCAGUUGUGUUGUGAGAAUCCUCGGCCUUUUCCUUCUCAAAGCCUACCGUGGUCUGUUUUACGGAGCAAAGGUUGUCCACCACACAUCCCCUGCGACGUGGAGCUUCUCGGAGUGCAGAGACUUUUCUCGAUUCCCUGCUGUACGAAGAACUCAAGUAGCAAAUGGCUUGAGCUGCGGCCGCGGGAGGGGCAGGGAGAGCUCGCCUUCCGCCCGUGCUUCAGCUUUUCCCCUCAAUGUAAAGAUCACUUGGAUACACUUUUUGAAGUUUUUCACUUUUUUUUUUUUUUUUUUUUUUGCCGCCCCCUUUACUGUCUUGCAAAAAAUUUCAAGACACCUGUAGGAUGAUUCCACUUCCACUCAUUCAAAAACAAAAAUUCUUGUACUUGGCUUCUGUUUGGGUUUCGAUUUGGAUUCUUUGGCUUGCAUUCAUGCCAGUGAAGUGUGUAGAACUUGGGUGAUUGCAAACAGCAGAACUAGCUGUCCCCUUCCUUUAUUUGAUCAUACUUGAAGGGCUCACAGGAGGGCGGGUAAUGCUCCCCGUGUUUUGUGGAGGGGUGGGGAAACCUGGUUUGCUUAACCAGAAGUAAUUUCUUGACUGUGGAGGCAACAAAUUAAAAACAAUUAACAGCUUGGAUUGAGUAGCCAACAGGAAAGGUUCCUUUCACAUUUACAUUAAAACUAUUGUGUAGUCGCUGAUUCCAUACUUAAUCCUGUUCUGGACGGUCUGGGUUACGAAGCAGUGCCAUUGGUUGCUGUGACCCCGCUCUGAAAUGCACGGACAAUGUUCCCCCCCUUUUUAAAGUCAUGCUUGUGUCUGGGACGCAAGCUAUGCUUAUCUUUUUAAAUACGUUUUUUAAAGUAUUUAUUAAUGAACCAAAGGAAAUUAGAUGCUUCCCAUAAGCAUCAGAAUAUAUGAAACAUAGUGAUUUGACUAUGAAUUUUAAAUCCGUGUUUUGAUAUUAGUGGGAUAUUGCAAAGACAUUCCUUCUAAAAUUUUAAUAGUCCUUUUAUUAAGGGUCUCAGGGAGGGUAAAUUAGUCAGCCAUAUUUAUUUUCCAGAGGUAUAAGGAAUUGCUAAGUUUUUUAAUUAACUUUUUAAAAGAAAAAAACUUAAAUGCCACCACCAAACUCAUGUGGGUUGCACUGCUUUUUGAACCAAUUAAGUGUUGGUAUGCACUUUGUUCAGAAAUACUGUGUACUUACUCAAAAUUAGUUUCAUGUAAAGUGAUUGGACCCCUUAGAUUAGUGGAAAAAGCUGAUUAACCAGCUACUCAUAGGCUGCUAAUUAAUUCAUUGCCAAUGUCUUGGUUCUUCAGUUUUGCCUCCAUGAUAAAUUAAAGAAUGGGGUGGGGUGAAGGGAGGGGGAGUAAUAGCUCAAGAACGAGGAGGAGCCACAGGCCGUGCCCGGUGUCACAGGAGCAAUCGGGUGGGCAGGGCCAGCCCCUCGGCCACCACUGUGCGCUCUGUUGGCGCAGUGAGGGGUGGGCACUGUGGGUUUUGGAUUUCUGAAAUUGAUGACAUCCCUCAGGCGUGCAUUCUGGAAAAAAAAUGAAGUUCCUGUAAACUUCUCUGCAUUUGCAAUUUGCCCUACAAUUAGUAGGCAGUACACAAAAAAAAUACUAGUGUAGAAGAUGAAGAUAUCUUAAAAGAGGACCAGAAAUACUUGGUAUUCAGUGGCACAGAAAGCAGGUUACAAAGCAAAAAGCACAGUGUUAACGCUUGCAGUUUCCCGUUUGUUUUACUGCCACACCGUCUCACGUCUCCGUGUGCGUGUGCACACGUGCAGCUUACCUGACUUGCUCUGCUUGAGUCAUGCAGCUUUAAAAACAGCGAAGACACCAUGACACCCACGACUCGUGUGCAUCAGAACCUUUCCGUUCCUAUCUGAUUAUUUAAACAACAUUGGCGGAAGCUUCUGUGAGUUUAGUUCCACUAAGAUGUUUCACCUGCCUUAUCAAGACCAUUCUCAGUCUUUUUUAAGCUACCGUAUCUUAAAUUAUUGAAAGUUUAUUAAUUGCUGAAUAUAUAACCUUUGCUUGUAUGUAACCGGAAAUGGUUUAAGAGCCAACAUUUAGAGUAUGACAAUGGAGCUGAACAGUUUUUAACGCGCAAGCAGUUCUGUUCUUGUGUAUGACUUGUAACCUUAAUUUACUGUGUAAAGAUGGUUACAUUAUUUCCUUAGCUUUGUUUGUUGGAGACAAAUAGAGAAUGCUUGUUAAGUAUGUCAAAACAUAAUCUUAUCUUGUGAAUUUUUGUCAAUGUAUUAUACGAGCUAUAUUUUUUUUUCCUUUGCCCAGAAAGACAGCUUGUCUAGCGCUUCUGGAAGUUUCUGCUCUGCGGCGUCUUUAGAGCUGACGAUCUGGUGGGUUUGGUUUUUCUUCAUGCUAAAGUGUCAGUUGGUGGUUUUGUGAACUGGUCAGAAAUUCACAGGUCUUAAAGGUUUGGGGGAGAUUUCUAUCGGACACUGCUCUUUGUCUAGCAAAUAAAAGAUGUUAAUAUAUUCCUGUUACUGGCAUGUGCACGACCAUGUUAUUAGAAGCCACUUUAUCAUUUUCCUGCUUUAAAUAGAAAUGUCUAUUUAUGAAUUCUGCUUGUAGUUUUUUCACAAAUAAAAUAGUAAAAUUUA